GGACUCGCUCCCGUUUGUACGAGGCUGCGGUCCCCAAUGUGCCUGCGCUCUCAGAGGAGAAAUGAAGCAGGAAUGAACUCUGCCGAUGGAGCGUGGCCGCGCUCUCCUUGGAAGCUGGACCCAGGGCAGCAUGGGAGGCAGAGGCCACCCCCUCCGUCUCUGCACGCUCUUCCCCUCGUGGCUACCGUCUUUGUCUGGCUGGCCACUGGGACCACCAUGUCCAGCCUCAACAAGUGGAUCUUCGCCGUCCACAAUUUCCGGUACCCCGUGCUGCUGUCAUCCCUGCACAUGCUGACUGCUGUAGUGGUGGGCAGACCUUUGGCCAGACUCCGGGCUGGAGGGACGGGGAACCCCACCCUGGGUCCCGAGGCCAAGGCCCGUGUUUUCCUGCUGAGCUUGACUUUCUGUGCCAGUGUGGCUUUUGGGAACUUGGGUCUCAACUAUGUCCAGCUGGACUUUGCUCAGAUGGUGUAUACCACCACGCCGCUCUUCACUCUGACCCUCUCCAAGGUGCUGCUGGGGAAGCGCCACCACCUGCUGCAGUAUGCCGCCAUGGGGCCCAUCUGCUUGGGGGCCUCCUUGAGCAUCAUCGGAGAGGUGGAGUUCGAUCAGGCCGGGUGCUGCUUCCUCUUUGCUGCCACCUUCCUCCGUGGGCUGAAAUCCAUACAGCAGAGUACCCUGCUGCAGGAGGAGCGGAUGGACUCUCCGACUUUGCUGUGCCUGACCUCCUUGCCCAGCUUCUAUAUCCUCUUCACGGCGGCCCUCUUGCUGGAAGUCGGCCCCUCCUGGGACGGCACGCUGGCCUCCAGCUGCAGCCUCUGGCUCUGCAUCCUGUGCAGCUGCCUGGGCUCGGUGCUCUACAACCUGUCCAGCUUCUGUGUCAUCUCUCUGACGUCGGCCCUCACCAUCCACAUCCUCGGGAACUUCAACGUUGUGGGGAACCUGCUGCUCUCUCACGUGCUCUUUGGGAGCCGCCUGACCUUGCUCGGCUACGCGGGCAUCGCCCUCACCCUCGCGGGGGUCUUCAUGUACCAUCACUGUGACCGCAUAGCCAACUGCUGGCAUUCGUUGGGCGGGCGAGCCAAGCGAGAAUAA
Molecule: messenger RNA, 1095 nt
Organism: Euleptes europaea (tarantolino)
Lineage: Eukaryota; Metazoa; Chordata; Lepidosauria; Squamata; Sphaerodactylidae
Gene: SLC35E4
Product: solute carrier family 35 member E4
Exons: 2
Coding region: 37-1095 (352 amino acids)
Cellular component (GO): Golgi apparatus
Molecular function (GO): antiporter activity
Source: RefSeq, a predicted model, not a curated record